GGGGGGGAGCCGCGGCCCGGGGGACACGCGCUGCCCCUCACCCGGGGGUCCGGUAGCAGGAGCCCCCCGGCGGGGCAUGGAGCCCCCCCCCGAGUGCCCGCAGGAGACCCCAGCCCUGGCGGAGGAGGCUGCCAAGUUCCUGAACUUCAUCGGGCCGGGGGAGCUGGAGCGCUGCCUGUUCACCGAGACGCUGGACGUGGUGGCAGCUGAGGCCCAGCGCAGGGGCCCGGCAUGGGGCCAGUGGUGGGUGUCAGCGCGGUGGGCACCCUACGAGCAGGCGGGUGAGCCGGUGCGGAGCUGCCUCCUGGUGCAGGCCGGGUCGCGCAGCAGGCAGGACGGGGUGCCAGCCUCCAGCAGCCUCAAAGCCUAUCUGACCCCCGAGCUGGAGACCCUGGAGCAGGAGGAGCAGGAGUGUCUGGAGCGCAGACCAUACCCCGUACGGAGGAGGAUCCACAUGGUGAGCCACCAGCAUGGGAUGACUGUCACAAAGACCCUCCAGGAGGGAGAGGCAGAGCCACAGUGCUGGAGCUUCAUCUAUAGCCGUGCCGAGCUGCAGGGGCUGCUGCCGGAGGGUGCCAGCCUCCUGCUGCUGCGGGUGCUGGCGUGCCGGCGGGAGGUGCCUCCCGGCCUCGUCUUCCCCACCAUCAACACCGACGGCCACCUCUGCACCGCCAGCUACCGUGCCGUGGGUGUCGAGCCGCAGGCGCUGAGCUCGGCGGAGGCGGAGGUGUUCGUGAUCGAGCGAGCCGUGCACGGCAGAGCGGACGCCUCCACCGUCUGGCACAGCAGCUUCCUCCCCAGCGGGUACGGAUGCGGGCCAGCCGGGGCCCCCCAAGCCCAGCGGGGACCCAGCAGCGGGGUCACUGGCUCUUCCCCUAGCAGGCGUUUGGCUCGGCUGGUGCAGGUCGGCAGUCCCAUGGUAAUGCGGCUGCAGGAUGAGUCUGUCUCAGGUGCAGAGACAGGUGGGGUCAAGCCCCAGCCCCCCUUCCCCAAGCAGCCCCUGGACUGGGAGGAGGACAUCCAGCUCUUCUCCUGGUUCCUGGGCAGAAAGGAGGAGCUGCAAGAGUCCCACACCGCCUACAUCCAGCAGCACCCCGAGCUCCAGGUUCUCCUGUCCGACUUCCUCCUGGCCUUGCUCCUGCAGCAGCCCCAAGACCCCGUCUCCUUCGCCGCAGAAUUCUUUGCCCACAGGGAGCCUCCCGAGAUCCCUUUCUCCUCCCCUGGGGCUGCCAACCCCAGCCCCACAACUUCCCACCCUGCGGCUCAUAGGGAAUAAAGCUGCCAGCACUGCCUGCC
Messenger RNA from Strigops habroptila (Kakapo), 1296 nucleotides. It is a transcript of the gene CATIP, whose product is annotated as ciliogenesis associated TTC17 interacting protein. Lineage: Eukaryota; Metazoa; Chordata; Aves; Psittaciformes; Psittacidae. The record is from RefSeq and is a predicted model, not a curated record.